CCACGUUGUGUCAUUAGAACCAAAAUGGCUUCGUGCAGCGUAGAAGACGUGCUCGCUAAAGCCGAAAGAGAAGAGGCUGAAAGGCUAAAAGGUAUUACAGUAAGCAAAGAUUUAGACCUUGAAUUUGACCCCGGUAAUUUGCUUGCGUUUGAUAAGAACCGGAUAGACACUCGGGAUUUUAAAGACAACAAACGGGAAGACUUUCUGCGCUCACUGGCGAGAGAUAACACUCAACUCCUCAUCAACGAGUUAUGGAAACUUCCAACAGAAAGAGUUGAAGAAGUCAUCGUCGCCAAGCUACCAGAUCCAAGCACUCUAUUACCCAGGGAAAAGCCUGCUCCAAAACCAAAGCCUCCUACAAAAUGGGAACAGUUUGCCAAGUUGAAAGGCAUUCAGAAGAAAAAGAAGACCAACUUGGUCUGGGAUGAAGUGCAUAAGGAAUGGAAGAGGCGAUGGGGAUACAAACGUGCCAAGGAUGACACCAAGGAGUGGUUGAUCGAGGUCCCAGUGACCGCAGAUCCCAACGAGGACCAGUUUGCUAAGAGGAAUAAAGCCAAGAAGGAGCGAGUGGCCAGGAAUGAGUACAACAGACUCAAGAACAUCGCCCGAGCUCAGAAGGUCAAGGUGCCGGGCAUGGGACUCGCUCCCACCUCUCAGCAGUCUAAAGCGGAGCUGGCACAAGCUGUCAACAUCGCCAAGAGAUCCACGGCCUCUGUUGGUAAGUUCCAGGAGAACCUGCCCAAGGAGAAAACGCCUAAAAAUACUGGGAAAAGGAGAAAGUUCCAGCCUCUUAUUGGUGACUUUAGUAGUGAGAAACAAAAACAGCUGGAUUUACUGAAGGUGAUGGACAGUAAGAAGCCACGACUUGACAUCACCAAAGCUGUGAAUAAGCAAAUGAGGGAAGAGGAUAUGGAAUCGAGGCAAAAGAGAAAGAAAGACUUUGGAAAGAAGGGACGGAGGGGAAAUAUGGCUGGUAAAGGAAAAGGAAAGGCUGGUGGAAAGGGAAAGGGUCCCAAAGGCAAAGGACGGAAACCUCAAAUGAAGCAAGGAAAGCGAUAAAAUCAGCAGUGUGCAUUGCUUAUAUAUUGUAAAAUUCUCUCUAUAUAUUGUAUACACUAUUUUGACCUGGCAGGUGACACAUACAGCCAUAACUUUCAGUGCUUUGGUGCUGAUUUGAUUCUGUACAAUACGUGGUUAAAACAUGGACGAAGUGCUGGGCUGAAAUAAUUGGGACUCUGUUUUCUACGUAAAUGUUUGAUUUAAUAUUGACACCUGCUAUUCAUAUUCACGGUUUCACAAUAAAUUCAAAUCAUCUCUGA
This is a messenger RNA of Puntigrus tetrazona (Sumatra barb), 1319 nucleotides long. RefSeq names its product ribosome biogenesis regulator 1 homolog (gene rrs1). The record is from RefSeq and is a predicted model, not a curated record. The coding region runs from base 25 to 1059 and encodes 344 amino acids. Gene Ontology annotation, molecular function: protein binding. Gene Ontology annotation, cellular component: preribosome, large subunit precursor; nucleolus; nucleus. The transcript has a single exon. Gene Ontology annotation, biological process: endonucleolytic cleavage in ITS1 to separate SSU-rRNA from 5.8S rRNA and LSU-rRNA from tricistronic rRNA transcript (SSU-rRNA, 5.8S rRNA, LSU-rRNA); ribosomal large subunit export from nucleus; ribosome biogenesis. Lineage: Eukaryota; Metazoa; Chordata; Actinopteri; Cypriniformes; Cyprinidae.